AUUAUUUGAAUAUAAGAAGUAUCGUGUUCCUCGACUUUGUUUCCUCGACCCAUGCAAAAACUACAGAAACAGGCAUAGACAGUGCAUGUUAUCAUGGGAUGCGGAUCUUCUCGGAGUUACCCUUAUGAGGUCAGUCAGCAAUGGGAAUCCGUAGAGAAAACCAUCGAGUCGAGGGGUCGACAGAAUCGGGUCACCAUCAGACGAUCGGGCUGGAAGACUGUAAGAGUAUUUGUGUCAUCCACAUUCCGUGACUUUCAUUCAGAGCGGGAUGUCUUGGUCAAAGAGGUGUUUCCUGACUUACGAGAGUGGUGUGAGAAGAGGAGGUUACAUCUUGUAGAAUGUGAUCUGAGAUGGGGAGUACCGAAAGAUACUACAACUGAAGAGACUCUUAGGACAUGUCUGAGCGAGAUCGAUAGAUGCUAUCAAGAAAACAUCAUGCCUUUCUUUCUUAAUAUGACCAGUGAAAGAUGCGGAUGGAUCCCAGGUUUAGAGGAAGUUCCAUCGAGUGUGGUGAGCGAUUAUCGUUGGAUUCAUGGCUUGUCGAUCACAGAGAUGGAGAUCAUGCAUGGUGCCUAUCGCAAAGAAAAUCCAAACUCCCUGUUUGCCUUGAGAGAUGAGUCUUUCAUCAGUGAGAUACCUGAGAAAUAUAAACAGGAAUUUGUUGAUAGCAACCCCAUAGCAACCCAUAAACUCAAGAUGCUCAAGGAGAUGCUGCAGAAUAGAUUUGGGUUCGAUAGAGUCUUCAAGUAUUCAUGUUCAUACAAUGGGAUCGAUAUUGAUACUGGUAAGGUCGAUCUUGGAGAUCUGGACGAAUUCAAGGUCAAGGUGUUUGAUUUCUUCAAGAAGGCUAUCGGAGAACAGUAUCCCCUUGAUGAGAGUAGACAGUUAGAUCCCUAUGAACAGGACAAGGAAGCUCAUGAAUCCUUCAUGAAGAGCAGAAGCAGCAUCCUCCUAGGACGGAAGGAUAUCUUAGAAAAGAUUGAAUCAUAUAUCAUGGACAAAGAGAAAUGCAGUGCUCUCAUUCUUCUUGGUGGACCAGGGAGCGGAAAGUCUUCUCUCCUAGCUCGCGUUGCCGAUGUAGCAUGCCUUAGGGUUGCCAAGGGAGAUAUACCAAGUGGACAGGGACCAUGGAACAUAUUCUAUCACUUUGUAGGGGCCAUCCCUGGAUCCACAAACCCAGAGAAAAUGAUCAAACGACUCUUGAGAGAACUUAAAGUCUGCAAUGAUUCUAACAUGCCGAAGGAUUACGAAUCAGCAUGUCAGAUUGCUAGCAGCACCCUCUCAAACCCAAACACCAAGCCAACUAUUAUUGUCAUUGAUGCCCUAAAUCAGCUUGAUGAAGACAGAACUGCUUCCACGUUGAGAUGGUUGCCGUCUAAGUUAGCACCUCAGGUUCGUUGCGUCUUCUCUAUGAUCAAUGAGACACCACCUCAUCGUAUGCUGAAAGAGAGAAAGAACAAACCAGUAGAACUACCUGUUACUCCACUUGAUAUGGAAUCUAGAAGGGAGAUUGUCUCCGAGAUCCUUGGGAAGUUCAACAAGCGUCUUGAUGAAGAACAGAUGAUAAGCCUUCUCAGCAAGGAAGCAUCCCAGAAUCCUCUCUGGUUGUCCAUCGCUUGUGAAGAGCUCAGAGUCUACGGUGUCUUCGCCAAGGUCACAGACAAGAUCAACACCCUAGCAGAUGGUCUCCUAGAGCUCCUGGCCCAAGUCCUGGAGAGAUUUGAAGACGAAAGUGGAGGGAGUCUGAUGGUAGCGACCCUUUGUCUUCUGGAAUGCUCCUCAUCUGGUCUCCUGGAAGCGGAACUCUUGGCCAUUCUUGGAGAUGAAGAUAACCUUAUGCCUUCAGAUGAUGGAGAGAACAACAAAGAAAAGGGUGCAAGUGAAAAGAAGGAGAAAUCCAACAAGCUCCAACCCCUACCUGCCGUAAAAUGGGCCCAGGUUUACCGUGCCCUACGACCUUUCCUGCGACCUUUCGGGGAUAGCGGGGAAGGACGUCUCGACUUCUAUCACCGCUCCCUGAGCAAGGCCAUCAGGAAGAAGUAUUUCAAUGCCCGGCUGGCUGGGGAGGGGGACGAGGAUGAAGACGGUGGUGCAGCAAUGAACGAAACCCUGCUAAGAUGGUGGAACACUAAGCUUGCCGAUUACUUUGAAAAUGUCUCCAAUAUUGAGAGGAAAGUGGAGGAAUACCCAUACCAGUUAAUCAAGCUUGGAGACAAGAAGCGUUUGACAGAGUGCAUCUGUGAUUGGGAUAUGAUCGAGGGUCUGUAUGAUGAAGACUACAGCUCACAGCUGCUAUCUUACUGGAGAAAGAUGGAUGAGAAAUACGACACGAUGGCUUCUAAAUUCACAGAGAUGAGUGAAGGUAUGACAGGUGAUGAUCAUAAGAAUACUGCUGAUAAGCUUAGCUGUCUUGCACACAUUCUGACGCAAGCUGGUCAGUACAAAGCAGCGCAGGGUAUCAUCAAUAAGGUCCUAACUAUAGAGACUGAUGAAUUAGGUUCUCAACCUGAGAGACUGGUGGAGAUCUAUGAUCUCUGUGGUGAACUCUUUGAUGAGAUUGCUAAGCUUCAUGAUUUCAUCACAAGAGAACAGAUUUCUGAUCUAAGACCAGCCAUAGACUACUGCAGGAAAGCUGUCGCAAUCAGAGAAACGUUAGAAGGACCUUCUCAUAAGUUCAAAUUAGCAAACACGUUGAUGCGGCUGGCUUUCUCUCUGAAUACAUGGAUGGAAUGUGGAGGUGAUAACACACUCUUGCCCGCUGAAGCCUACGACGAAUCCAAGAAACACAUUGAAUCCUCCAUCCAGAUGUUCAAAGAGAUUGGAGACCUAGGAAAGGAGGCUGAAGCCAGUAUGACCAAAGCUAUUCUCUUUGAAAGGGGAAGUGAAGAACAGAAAGAGUGGUACCAAAUAUCUUUGGAACAAUGCCAGCAAGCUUUUGGAGAGAACUGUAAACUGAUGACGAGGAUAGUUAGUAAUACUGGUAUAUACUACGAAGACAUUCAGGAUUAUUACACAGCUCAUGAUUACUUUGUUAAAUGGCACCAGCUGUGUAUUGAGGUGUUUGGAGAGGGUCACCCUCGCACAAUAUCAGCCAAUAACUGCCUUAACGAGCCGCGGUACAAACAGAUCGCAAACGCCAAGGCUGUCACAGCACAGAUGCAGGAUACCAACAUCGAUGACGAGCUUUAUCAAGAAGGUGAUGAAGACGAUGAGGAUGACGAUGACAAUGAAUAUUAGGACGACCACCCGGGCAAUGUGGUAAUCGUAUCAUGAGACUCUUCCAUCAAUUUUGUAAAGUUUAUCAUGAUAUGAAGGAGAGUAUUUUUAUAUGUAAGUUGAUAUGCUAUAUUAUUUCAGACAAUAGUUGGGUAAUGUAUUGA
This is a messenger RNA of Lytechinus variegatus (green sea urchin), 3380 nucleotides long. Its product is annotated as telomerase protein component 1-like. NCBI's taxonomy places the organism in Eukaryota, Metazoa, Echinodermata, Echinoidea, Temnopleuroida, Toxopneustidae. Bases 94 to 3237 code for a protein of 1047 amino acids. The record is from RefSeq and is a predicted model, not a curated record. Gene Ontology annotation, cellular component: Cul4-RING E3 ubiquitin ligase complex. The transcript has 23 exons. Gene Ontology annotation, molecular function: protein binding.